Eruca vesicaria subsp. sativa (arugula) is the source of this 1724-nucleotide messenger RNA. The record is from the annotation of a GenBank genome assembly. Lineage: Eukaryota; Viridiplantae; Streptophyta; Magnoliopsida; Brassicales; Brassicaceae.
CUUUUUUUUCCGGUACGAUGAUUCUCUGUAUAUAAUACUAGUUUCGAACAAGCCGCGAUCGAUUAGAAACUUCUAGAGAUUUGAAUUUGCAUUGAAGGUCAACAAGAUGGGAUACGACGAAAGGAAACUCGAAGACGACAACAACUCUUCAUCGUCGUCACCACUAAACGAAAAGCUGUUAAUCGCCACUAUGUGCAUCAUCGGAUCACAGGUUCAUGUUCACGUCAAGGACGGUUCUGUCUUUUCCGGUUUAUUCUACACAGCUUCGUUCGACAAUGGCUUUGGCAUUGUUUUGAAGAAUGCAAAAAUGACUAAGAAAGGGAAGAGUAAAGCUAAUGUAGCAAGCGGAAGUGUGGUGGAGACACUUGUUAUUACGUCUUCUAAUAUUGUUCAAAUAGUUGCUGAGGGAGUCUCGCUUCCGUCAAAUGUUACAGGUGACAAUGAGUGUGGGGUUGUUGGAUCAGCAAUGGAGACUUUACCUUCUAAGCCUCGUUUAUCUACUACGAAGAAAUCUCAAAAAGCUUGUGUUGAAGUAAGGGGUAAUCAUCAUAGGAGACAGCUAGGAGCCAAGGUUUUCAAGCGUAGUGAACAACAUAUUCCUGACGUUCAUCAGGAGGAUAUCCAAAGCUCAAGUUCUAGCUUGGAUAGCAUGUCCGAACGAGUUAAACCAAUAGCAGAAGAUAAGUUAAUGCCGGAACCUAUAAGUAAUGGUUUUCACAAUACUACUGAAAGGCCCUCUUCCACUGACAAUUCAUCGACAACUGUUGAUGAAACCUCAGAUUUGCGUCAGGGUUUAGAGGCAUCUCCUAAUGAAUCAGUACCUAUCCAGGCCGUGAAAAAGGCUAAGGAGUUCAAACUGAAUCCAGAGGCAAAGACUUUUUCUCCAUCUUAUACAAAACGUCUUUCAUCGUCUCCUGCUGCUACGCCUGAUAUUCAAAAUAUUGCUUAUAUACCAAGCAACACUCCCAUGCUACCUGUUCCUGAACCUGUUUACCCACAAGUUGGAAACAACCCUUAUAUGUCCCAGACAAUUCCACCUUCCAAGUUUGUGCCAUAUGGAAAUUUGACUGCUGGAAAUGCUGUCGGUGAAUUUCACUAUCCUCAACACAUGAUGGGGCCUACUGUUAACAUGGCGCAGCCGCAGAGAUUCACGUCUCCGUACCAAUCUGUUCAAGCAUCACCAAUGUUUAUAAAUCCAAAUCCUCAGGUAAUGGUUGCGAGAUCAGGGCAGCUUGUAUAUGUCCAACCAGUUUCUCAGAAUCUGGUUCACGGAACACCGCCUCUUCCACCUAUGCUCUCCCGUCCUCUAGUACCUGCACAACAUGUCCCGUACCUGAAGCAUCAAGGUGUAGUUGCAGCUGGCCAGCCGCCGCAGCUAUGCAUUCCACAACCAUUCACGACGGGCGGACUGCAACCGUACAGCGUCGUUCCUGCCCAAUUUCCGGUUAUGCAGCCUCCUUUCCCAACGAACCAGCCAAUGCACAUUGCAGUUCCUAAUGGCUUCUUUGGCACAAAGUUUUCAUAAAUAGAGUCUCCUUGUUUUUUGGUUUCAUACCUUCAUUCUUUGCCUCUCCAACCUAAUAAGGGUUUUUAUGGGUUUAUUGUCCGGUUUGGCUUUUACCGAUUAUUGAUUUAUUGGUUUAUCGAGUUGGAUUGGGUGAAAACCUGUUGUAGAAUGUGAAAACAUUAUGAUUCUUUGAUUGACAUAUACUGGGCAAAAAAAC